Molecule: messenger RNA, 477 nt
Organism: Ostreobium quekettii
Lineage: Eukaryota; Viridiplantae; Chlorophyta; Ulvophyceae; Bryopsidales; Ostreobiaceae
Source: the annotation of a GenBank genome assembly
AUGCGUGACCCCACCUCCCCGCCAAGCCCUCGCCCCCACAUCUUGCGCACGCACCCGCGCGGACUCAUGGCCCUCCGGCCGCGAGUCGCAGCGCCACCCGCUGGCUGCCGCGCCCGCCGACCGGACGCGCUCGCCAGACUGUGCCGAGCGCUGGCGCUGGCCCUGCUCUUCGUCGCGGCGUGUGCCCACCACCUCAUCCAAUCCUUCACGCCAUGGCUGGCGAUCUUGGCGCCCAGGUUGGCAGCCGCCCUGGACGUCCGCGCGGGGAUGCGAGGCUGUCGGGGAUCUGGGGGAUCUCACGGAGUGAAGCCCAAGGCGCCGAGCGUGGUGUCGAUCGUCGUGACGGAGACGCGGCCGGGCAGGGCCUGCUGGGAGAGGAUUGGGGACCUUAUCAUGUGGUGCGCGCGGGCGGGGAUGAGAUACGUGUUCGUUUAUGAUCCCAGAGAUACGGCGUGGGAGGUUGCUUGCCGCGGUUGA